Messenger RNA from Trichomonas vaginalis G3, 1497 nucleotides. Its product is annotated as armadillo (ARM) repeat-containing protein family. NCBI's taxonomy places the organism in Eukaryota, Parabasalia, Trichomonadida, Trichomonadidae. The coding region runs from base 1 to 1497 and encodes 498 amino acids. The record is from RefSeq and is a predicted model, not a curated record. The transcript has a single exon.
AUGCAAGGAUAUAAAGAAGAAAUCGGAAGUGAAAUACCCAAAGAGUCAAAUUCUAAAGAAGGUAACUAUGAUGUUAAGACACAGAUGAUAUAUCAACAAGUUUCUCUUAUUUUAAAUUCUCAAUCCAACGAACAAACUAUUGAUCUUCUUUCAGAACUCAAUGAUAUUCUAUUAUCAGACAAAACCCUUAUAAUCCAAGGAAAAAAUUGGAAUUUUUGUGAAAUUCUUCAAAAAAUAAUUAUUAAUUUAUAUAAUUCUGGUUAUGAUUGGACAAUAGCAUUAGAUGCAUUAGUUAAUUGGCAAUUUGUUAUGAUUGAUGAUAAUUUUAUCACAUUAGAUUUUUUUGAUUUUAUUUGCAAUUUAUUAAUAGAAGAAAACAAUAAUGAAAACAUCAUGGACAUAGAAUUAUUCGAAACACUUAUUUGCUUCGUUGAUAACACAAUUAUUGAUAAUCCUGAUAUAAUUAAAGUAUUUUCAGAUAACUAUGAAGAUUUUUUAGGAUAUCUCACUGACAAAUACUAUAAAACAGAUAUUAUUUCAAUCAGAUAUGCAAUCACAUCAAUAUUUGAAGCAAUUUCAACAGGUUUUCAAACAAAUCCAGAAGUUAGUCUUAAAUAUCUUGAUUUAAUUGUAGAAACAGGAACUAUAUCAAAUGAAAAAUCACUUCAACUCUUUGUUUCCUUUCUUGAAGAUCAAAAUUUCCUUGAAUAUUUUUCAAAUACAGAUCUUUUUGAGAAAAUUACAAAAUCAUUAGUAUAUAUUGAUAGAUUCAUUCCUUUGAUGAUAAAAGCAGUUAAUGUUAUGCUUAAAAGCAAUAAUGAGAGUGCACUUUUAUUAAUUAGAGAAUUUGAUCCUGUUUACAGUCUAUUAUAUGCUAAAUCAGCAGACAGUACAUUUCCAAAGGCCGAAUACUUUUCAAUGUGCCGCAAAUAUAUAAGAAUUUUGUCUGAUUUCAAAAUUCAAUUUUUAUUUCUCAAAUUUUUCCAAGAAAGUUUCACAGAAAGUUUGAUACAAUAUCAAGUACAAACUAAGAUGAUAAAACUUCUUAAUGAAAUACUUAAUUUUUAUCAAAAUUCCCAAGAAAACAUUCAAUUGAUUGUUAAUUAUGAAAUGAUUCAGAAAAUAAUUGAUUUACUUGAUCCAGAUCACGUAGAAAUAUCAAAAAUAUGUAUUGAAAUCCUAUUUAAAUUAGUAAUUGUUGGAUGUAAUAUUAAUCCUUUUGUAAAAAACGAAAUCAGUCUUAAUAUUGAUCUUAAAAAUGCAGAUUACUUGGACUUUAAACUAUUUUCUAAUAUACUUGACUCAGAAGAGUUUGAUUCUAUAAUGGGAGAACUUGUAAAUGAAGUUGAUGAUGAAAAAUUUGUUGAAGAAACUAAUGAAUUUUAUGACAAAUGCAAAGAAAUGAUAAACAAAUAUCAUCAAUUAGAAAUGGAUCAGAUAGAAAUCGAAUAUGAUGAAGAGGAAGAGUAUGAUUACGAUUCCUUUACUGUUGUAUAA